ACUUAGUGCCGCGGCCAUACUGCACUUUGUUUAUUUUGUUGUCUCGAUUUCGACGUUGGUUGGAUUUAAAUCUGCAAAAGAGACCGCUAAAGUAUUCAGCAGCCGGAGAAAAGCGCGCGGCUGGUUCCUUUAAAUUCCGGGAGAACGGAGAACGCUGGCAUUUACCCCCCACCAAGAAACGAAGCACCCCGAGAACUGCCCAAAAUGUGCGACGAAGCCGCCGAAAAUGUGGAUCAUCAAGACCACCAUGUCCACUUCGACUCCAACACAGUGAAAGAUGGCUUCGAGACGGACAGCUGCGUCACAUAUCAGAGGUCGGGCGACACGAUCGUGGUGAGCCUGGGCUUUCUGCAGAUCAACCAUCGCUACCUGAUCGAGCUGAAGCUGCCGACGUCGCUCUUUGGCGACGCGGGAGCGCUGGCCGCCAAGUUCGAGCCGGUGGUCAGUGCCACGCCGAGUCUGCACUGCAGGAUCACCGAGUUCGAGGGCACCAAGCACGACGAGCACGACUUCUUCGAGAUGAAGAUCGAGUUCUUCGCCUACAAGGAGAAGCUGCUGCGCGAGGUCCUGCACAUCGUCAGCUCGACCAAUGCCAAGGAGCUGCUGCAGCUGGUGAUCGCCGCCCGGGUGCUGGGCAAGGGCAAGGGCACGCCCAUGCUGCGCACCGGCAUCCACUGCAUCGGCGUCGAACGGGAUGAGGACGAGUCCGAGGCAUCCGACUUCGCUGGCUUCGACAGCAAGCCCUAAAAUGGCAAACCCAAGUAUCUCGCCUUGCCGAAGACCUGUUUUCUUAGUUAAUUGCAGAUAUUUACAUAGUUCUUAGGUUAAGAAUAACAUGUAACGUUAGUUAUUUACCUACAUAGCAACCAAUUGUGUAUGUGAAACUCAUUGAGCAUUUGCAUUUAGCUUUCGGUUCCAGUUUUGCUUGUUGUACUUAACGUUUGUAAAUUACCCCGUGCCCGCAAUUGCACCUGAGUGGGCAAGCUGCCAGGAGUCUUGACUUUUAUAGUGUUAUUGAAGACCACAAACUCUUGAUUUUGACCCUAAGAUUAAAAUGUUUUCGCAAUUUGACGUUAAGAGAAUUUUAAAAGCAGUUUCGUAUUACUAUGUCUGUUGUGAACUGCGAUGGAGAGUCAAUUUAACAACCUUUUAAGCACUGAAGGAUUCUUUCAAUGGUUUAUCUAUAUUUUGUCCCAAUUUAAAAGGUUUUGAAGUCAGAAUUGCACUGUACAUACAUAGAGUCAUAUACAUUGUCUUCAAAUGCACCACAUACAAAAUAUUCUAAUGAGUAUGAUUGAAAUACACAAAGACCAAACUUUAGACCUUCUCCAGAUGCAAUUUAUUGUGUGACCAAAUCAAGGUGCUCGCUAGGACGUUACGCAAGGAGCAAUUAAAUCUUUUUGACUAAAGUUAGCCCACAGACAUAUUUACCAAGGGCGUUUUGAUAACCUAUUAAAGUUGAUAACGUAUUGCACUGUCAAAUGUAUAAAAGGCACUAUAACCAAAUAACUAGAUUUUGUAACUUUAAAUCUAUUAAAAACUGAUCGUGGAUAACCCAAUUACCGAUGUAGUGGAGCCCAUUUAACAUCAUAGGGAAUGCCACUUAAGUUAACUAUGGACUAGGCACCUGCAGAAGCUGCUUAGGAAGCCGUAAAUAAAAAUUCGUUUAAAA
This is a messenger RNA of Drosophila biarmipes, 1672 nucleotides long. Its product is annotated as UPF0687 protein C20orf27 homolog. The coding region runs from base 205 to 747 and encodes 180 amino acids. The transcript has 2 exons. Lineage: Eukaryota; Metazoa; Arthropoda; Insecta; Diptera; Drosophilidae. The record is from RefSeq and is a predicted model, not a curated record.